AUGACUUAAUAGGGAAUUUACGACGGCGGGAGCAUUUGGAGGAGGAACUGCGGGGAAGCGAGGUACUACUACCUGGAGCAGCUGCGAGGAGGUGGGCUUUCUUGCUCCUCUCCGCCCUUCCCCGGAGCGAGCGGGCCCCGGGCUGGGCCGGAGAAUCAGCCGGAGUCGAGGAGGAGCCACCCUCUCCUUCCCCGCUAGGCCGAGCAGCCAAUAAGGCGCCAGGGGCCGGCAUUCAGUUCCUCCUUCCCGGGGAGAGCGGAGCCCGACGCUGAGUGUGCUGGUGGAGCAGGGGAAACAAGCGGCGGCGCAGAAAGUCUUCGGGCGCCCGAGUAGCCCGCAGCGCCGAGAGGCGAAGGGCGGCAGUGGCCGAGCGCAGCGCCUGACUGCCCGGCCGCCCUACUCACAGCUCCGCCGCAGCGCGCGUAAAGAAGCCUGAAGCGCGGCUGGAGGCGGAGGAAGGAGAGAUCGAGAUCCCCUAUUAGCCGGACUUGCAGCAUUUCUCGGGGCUCCGAGGAAGCAGCCGCAAUGCCGCUUGCCCAGCUGGGAGCGGAACCUUGGCCCGACAUGGAGCUGGUGGACAUGGAGCUGGACGCAGAGAAUGGACAAGCUGCUCCAGAAGGAAAAAAGGGAGCUCUGCUGAAGGCAAAACGGAACACCACUUGGAUAGAGAGAGACAAUGUGAACACAGCAGAUAAGAAUGAAGGCUCUGUCCAAGAAUAUACCAUCACAUACCUUGUGAAAGAGGGGUCUGAGAAGGCCGAUCCAUCACAGUUUGAGCUUCUUAAAGUCCUGGGACAGGGUUCGUUUGGCAAAGUUUUCCUCGUAAGAAAAGUCACCCCACCGGACAAUGGCCACCUUUACGCCAUGAAGGUCCUAAAGAAAGCCACCCUGAAAGUGCGUGAUCGUGUAAGAACAAAAAUGGAAAGAGACAUUUUAGUAGAAGUCAACCACCCAUUCAUCGUGAAACUCCACUAUGCUUUCCAAACGGAAGGGAAGCUGUACCUCAUCCUCGACUUCCUCAGAGGAGGAGACCUCUUCAUGCGCCUUUCCAAAGAGGUAAUGUUCACAGAGGAAGACGUGAAAUUCUACCUUGCAGAGCUGGCACUUGGCCUCGGCCACUUGCACCGUUUGGGAAUCGUAUACCGGGACCUUAAACCAGAGAAUAUCCUUCUGGAUGACGAAGGCCAUAUCAAACUCACAGACUUUGGUCUGAGCAAGGAAGCCAUUGACCAUGAGAAGAAAGCCUACUCUUUCUGUGGGACAGUGGAGUACAUGGCGCCAGAAGUGGUGAAUCGCCAAGGCCACACCCAGAGCGCUGACUGGUGGUCGUAUGGGAUUUUAAUGUUUGAGAUGCUGACGGGGGCCCUGCCAUUCCAGGGGAAGGACCGGAAGGAGACAAUGACUCUCAUUCUCAAAGCAAAGCUGGGCAUGCCCCAGUUUCUGAGCUCUGAAGCACAGAGUCUCCUGCGAGCCCUUUUCAAGAGGAACCCAGCCAAUAGGUUAGGUUCUGGUUCAGAUGGUGUUGAGGAAAUAAAGCGCCACCCUUUCUAUUCCACUAUUGACUGGAAUAAACUCUUUCGCCGAGAAAUCAAGCCACCUUUCAAACCUGCCGUUGGCCAACCAGAUGAUACCUUUUAUUUUGACAAAGAGUUUACCUCACGAACGCCAAAAGACUCCCCUGGGAUUCCGCCUAGCGCAGGGGCCCAUCAGCUCUUCCGAGGGUUCAGCUUUGUGGCCACUGGGUUGAAUGAAGAUGAGAAGGCCAAAUCCCCACCAGUGCCUUUGCAUUCUAUGGUACAGCAACUGCAUGGUAAGAACCACCAGUUUAGUGACGGCUACGUGGUGAAGGAGGCCAUUGGCGUAGGUUCCUACUCGGUGUGCAAGCGCUGCAUUCACAAGGCAACGGGAACAGAGUACGCUGUCAAGGUGAUUGACAAGAGUAAGCAGGAUCCCUCAGAGGAGAUUGAGAUACUCCUACGGUAUGGACAACACCCAAAUAUCAUCACCUUGAAGGAUGUGUAUGACGAUGGCAAGCAUGUUUACCUGGUGACAGACUUAAUGAGAGGAGGGGAGCUGCUGGAUCGGAUCCUGAAGCAGAAGUGCUUCUCUGAAAGGGAGGCCAGCUCUGUCCUGCACACGAUCUGCAAGACUGUGGAAUAUCUUCACUCGCAAGGCGUGGUCCACAGAGACUUGAAACCUAGCAACAUCCUCUAUGUAGAUGAAUCUGGCAACCCAGAGUCUAUUCGCAUUUGUGACUUCGGCUUCGCCAAGCAGCUGAGGGCAGACAAUGGGCUCCUCAUGACCCCUUGCUAUACUGCCAAUUUUGUGGCUCCAGAGGUAUUGAAGCGACAAGGUUAUGAUGAAGCCUGUGAUAUCUGGAGUUUAGGGAUCCUCCUCUACACAAUGUUGGCAGGGUACACCCCAUUUGCAAAUGGGCCUGGCGACACCCCUGAGGAGAUCCUCAUGCGAAUAGGUGGGGGAAAGUUCUCUCUCAAAGGGGGGAAUUGGGACACAGUUUCGGACGCAGCCAAGGACCUGGUAUCGAAGAUGCUCCACGUUGAUCCUCAUCAGCGCCUGACAGCCAAGCAAGUCCUCCAGCACUUGUGGAUAACCCAGAAGGACAAGUUGCCCCAGAGCCAGUUAAAUCACCAGGAUGUACAGCUUGUAAAGGGCGCUAUGGCUGCCACGUACUCGGCACUGAAUAACUCAAAGCCAGGACCCCAGCUGAAACCCAUCGAGUUUUCCUUCUUGGCUCAGAGGCGAGUCAAGAAGCUCCCGUCUACCACACUGUGACAUGGGAAUGUUGGGCUCUCUCUCUCUCUCUCUCUCUCUCUCUCUCUCUCACACACACACACACACACACACACACACACACAUAGCCAGUGCUGCUUCCUUACUCUGCACAAGCUGCUCUGGAAAGGAGCCGGAAAAUAUCACCCCAGCUAGAAGUCCACUUUGAAGCACUUCCUCAAAUGCCAAGUGCCUUCAGGAAGACUAGCUCUUGCUACCCCUGUGGAUUUCCUUUUUUGUUGUUGUUUUAAGUGUACAGAGAGACUAUUUGUAAAGGGAUCUAUAUAGGUGAAUGACAGAAUUUGAACUUUCAGCAGUCCGUGGCGUGGUGCUAGUGACACAUGCAAUCUCCUCCACUUGCAAAAAAAGGCGCCUUGGCCAAGUUGAUGCCCCUGCAAAGCAAACCUGGUACAGCUGGAACAGCAUUCGCUCCUCCCCUCUCACCAAGGUCACUCUAAUGGGGUGGCUUGUUUGUUCUUAGGAUCCCCUCUGUUUGUGCAGACUCUCUCUCUCUCUUUUACAUAAUCUAUGAGUUAUUGUGUGCAUGAGCUUCUUGAACUUCAUGCUUCCUAUCCUCCAGGCCACGUGGCUGCUAUCCAAGAAGAUUUCAAACUUUCCUCUCUUCUUCUGUUCCCCCCCUUCCCCAUUUGGACAUCACAAUGUCAUGGACACUCUCCCACUUGCAGGGUUCUGGGAUUACUCCUUUUUCUAUAUCCUUGAAUCCAGUUGACUCCUAGACCUCUGCUGGAUUAUAUCUAGCUUUUGAACGUGCAAUGGGCUUGUAAGAAAACUUUUCCCACUGUGAAAAUAUCAUUUUUUAGGUGGGGGGUUGUCUUUGGUUUUUAAAAAUUCUCUAUCAAAUAGCACAAUCCAGAGCCUCAUGAUGCAAAGUGCAAAAAAAUCAGCUUCUUUUUUAUUAUUUAACUGAUUCUGUGGCUGGUAACUCAGGGUUUCUGUCCGAAUUUUCAAAUAAAACAUACCAUGCAGUUGAAGUUUUUUUACUGGUUGACUUCAUACUCCCCUGUCCAUCCUUGUUGCGCUGUAGGGUUUCUUCUACAUUGUACCUAGUUUAUUCCUUAUUGGUAAUAUUCUUGUAAUCCCAGUUUAUUGUUCCUGUGCAUGGUUUGCAUACUCUCAAUCUCCAGUAAUCAUAAUGUGUCAGAGAACGCCUGAGAGGGUAGUGUUUUCAUGUUGAUGUUGCUACCUAGAAUUUCUUGGAGAAUGUUUCAAAGAUCUCUUGCAGUUUAGUCUAAACUAAGCAUGGAGCAGGUUGCCAUGGGUGGCUAUUCCAUUCACUUUGAUUAAAAGGGCUUCACAGAACAGGAGAGCUUGAACCGUCCCAUACCUUGCCUGCCUGUGCUUGGUUGUGCUUUUUCGCACCUGGUUCACUUCUCACAUCAGUUCCACAAUAUAGGUGAAGACCCUCUCCCAUGUUCCAAAUACUCAUGCCUCCAAAACCAAUAGAAAUGUGGAACCCCUAUCCCCACAUCUUUAAGAGGAAGAAGGUUCAUAUGGGAGGAGAUAGUCUUUAUUAUCCUGGAUGCAAACCUUUUAGAGCAGGAAUGGGGAACCUCAGUCCCAGAGGCCAAAAACUGCCCUCCCUUUCCAGAUCUCUAAACUCUUCCCCAAGCUGUAGCCCCUCACUGGGCCUGCUCCUCACCCUCCUCAGUUGCUUUUGCCUGGCUGGAAUGUGUCCUUGAAUUCUGCUUGGACAGAGAUGGAGUGUGUGUGUGUGGAAACCUUUGACUUCUGCAUAGCUGGAAUAUAGCCGCCUAUACACUGGUAAGAAUCUCAUCUAUUUUCCCCAGCCACCAUUGCCUCUGGCCACACUGACAACUGUCAUGUGGUCCCUGGACUGGAAAAGGUUCCUUAUCUUGACUUGAAGCUUUCAAGGGAAGAACCGGCACCUUGAGCAAACUGGUGCCCAGGAGAGCUUUUUGGUCAAAUAAGAAUUGAAUGCUUCCAUUUGUUGCUUUCUCUUCACCUCGGGGGCUAAUAUAUAACAUGCUGCUGCUGCUGCACCUUGCAUCUUUUCUUGGCAGCUCUUCCUCGUAAAUAACAGUAUUAGGAGGACCCCACUCUUGUCCCUGAUUAACUCCCCAUAGAACAGACUGGUGAGCUCAUCUAAAUAAUAAAACAAUGCAGUGUC
This is a messenger RNA of Podarcis muralis (Common wall lizard), 4939 nucleotides long. RefSeq names its product ribosomal protein S6 kinase A1 (gene RPS6KA1). Gene Ontology annotation, biological process: protein phosphorylation; intracellular signal transduction. NCBI's taxonomy places the organism in Eukaryota, Metazoa, Chordata, Lepidosauria, Squamata, Lacertidae. Gene Ontology annotation, molecular function: protein serine/threonine kinase activity; magnesium ion binding; ATP binding. The record is from RefSeq and is a predicted model, not a curated record.